Messenger RNA from Chara braunii, 537 nucleotides. NCBI's taxonomy places the organism in Eukaryota, Viridiplantae, Streptophyta, Charophyceae, Charales, Characeae. The record is from the annotation of a GenBank genome assembly.
CCGAGGGGAGGUUGGCGCGCACAGUGGGAUGUGCAGCGGAUGGCGGGAGGAGGCGGAUGCGAGGUGGGCGGAGGGGAAGGGGAGAUGGGAGAUCCCAAUGGCGGAAGGGAGAGGGAUGGCGGAUGUGCGGGCAGCGGAAUGGAGGCCAGAGCGGAGGUGAGCGAAGGUGGAGGAAAAGUGGGCGGAGGCAGAGAGGAGAUGACGGGAGGAGGACGGGAGGUGGCGGAGGUGGAGAGGAGAGGAUAUGACGGGAGGAGAUGGCUGGAGGAGGCGGAUGGGAGGUGGUGGAGGUGGAGAGGAGAUGGCGGGAGGAGGUGGAUGGGAGGUGGGCGAAGGCUGAUGGAGAUUGGCGAUCCCAAUGGCGGCACGGAGGUGGGUGGAGGCAGUGCUGCGGACUACUGCAGUGUCUCCUUCGCACCUGAGAGAACAAACAGUGCAAAGGAGCAAUUCGUUUGGUAGUGUUGCGGUCGCCCAUAAAAUUAAGAAAGCCAUCAUGAAGGCGAAAAAAGCAAUAACUUCAGUUAAAGCAAAACCUAA